Molecule: messenger RNA, 2284 nt
Organism: Athalia rosae (coleseed sawfly)
Lineage: Eukaryota; Metazoa; Arthropoda; Insecta; Hymenoptera; Athaliidae
Gene: mtg
Product: basic-leucine zipper transcription factor A
Exons: 8
Coding region: 246-1841 (531 amino acids)
Cellular component (GO): extracellular region
Molecular function (GO): chitin binding
Source: RefSeq, a predicted model, not a curated record
GGAUAGGUGUACCUGGUGGGGCCCCACUGCAUCGCGUUACCUUCGUCGGUCCCCGUGCCACAUUAGUCGCGAUCGCGUGCCCGAGCCGUCAAUCGUAUGCUGCAGGAGUCGAGACAGUAGAAUUUUUCAUAUCGGAGUAAUAAGAAGCAGGAAGAAACGAAGUACGUUUCAAUAAAGAAAAUCAACUGAUCGAAUCUUCGGUGAUUUUAUAAGUGUGACGAUUCCCAUAUUGAUUGGAUUACAAGAUGAAGAUCGCCACAACGUUGUUCCUAUUCGUCGUUGUCGGCUGCACGUGGCGGGAGACUGUAGCGACUUGCGUACUGGAUUCGGAUUUUGGUUUCACGCUAAACUGCGCCUUCAAAAAAUCCGGCCUAUUUCGGGUUCGGAAUCUUGGAGGCGUCAAGGGUUACGUAGGUCUUGGAUUUUCCGUCGGAGAUGAACUCGGCUUUCGUGAUUCCCUGUCCAACUUGGAGAGCAAUAAAAGAAGAAGCACUCAAGUCAGAGGGAAUUCGAUUCCGAUCGGUACCACUGCUAACACCGGAGUGAGCCGCAACGAUGUUCGCCAGGGUGUACAAGCCGUCAAGAUCGUUCCUCCCUUUAAACCUCUGCCCCCGGGUGGAUCGCGACCGAUGGCCCAGCAACCGGAACGCCAGAGACUCGUGGUACAGCAAAAUUCGACGGCAUUCAGAACGGUUCCUGCGCCCUCGUUUGCAGCGAUGCAAGAGGACAGCAAGAAGCAACAGCAACGUGCACAGCAAGAGGCGUUCGCUCUACAGAUGCUCAGGCAGCAACAGAUGCAACAGCAACAGGCCCUCAGAGAUCAGCAAUUGCAGUCGCAGAACAGGAGAGUCUUGCAGAACGCGCAGAGUUUCGGUGGAACAUCUCCAACGGCAGCUUCUCAGACAGCCAAAAAAUCAUCUAGUAAUUUUAUGAACGGUUUACCGCCGUUCAUUGCGAUGCCAGAAUCAUCCGCACAAUUGACCGACAGGAUCAGUCAUAGUCCAACGGUGCUCGAAGACUCGACGAACGAGGUUUCAAAGGAUGAUUUUUACCAGCUGCCCAUACCUUCCGACGAGGCUGCUGUAUCUUCGGUGAACCAAUUGACCCUCCGAUCAAUAUCUCCCGCAGCCGCUAAUCAGGCUUCACAAUCCCAGCAGGAAUCUAACGGCUACAAUAAUCCUCAGCCUUCAAUUCCUUCGCCAUCUAUGUCUUCCCUUUCCUUGGUCCAAGGGAUGGAACCGUCUCUCAAAGCCCUUGCCGAAGCGAGUAAUGUUACUCUCGAAGCACUGCAGACUGCCAUUUUACUCAGACAGCAACAGCUUAUGCAAAAACAUCAGCAGCCAACGACGACAACCUCGACUAGCACCACAACGUCCACCACAACAUCGAGUCCUCUUAGAAACAAGUACAAUCUGGCUGCACCAAGUAAAGUGAUGAAUGCUCCGCGAGAGUAUUAUCCAGUUGGGUACGACAAAAAUUUCGACGACAAUUUUGCAAGUCGGGUUGAAUUGCCGGACACAAGUUUUUACUGCGGUGACCAGAAACAUUUCCCUGGACUUUACGCUGACGAGGAUUUGGGCUGCAUGGUAUUUCAUGUCUGCGCUCUUACCGAUGACGGGCUGAUCAUGAAAAGUUUCCUUUGUCCUGAGUCAACACUGUUUGAUCAGACAGUCCUUAAAUGUAACUGGUGGUUUUAUGUUGACUGUAAGUCCUCGAAAAAGCUGUACGACAGCAAUAUUCCUAUAAGCAAAAGUUAUCAGCUCAUGAAAGCACUCGCCUUUUUUUCGGCUUACAAAAAUCACGAAAAUGGAACAACGAGCUCGCCGGUUGAGCCUCUGUGAUCAAAUGCAUCAUGGGACUUGUACAGUUGCGGUAAAAUUAAAGACUGCACGCAGUAUAAAAAUGGGUCUGAGUCACAGAUCAAUCCUGUAAUAUUAUUCAAAUAAUCAAAAUACUUUGAAUACAUGCAUAUAUACAUAUGAUAGAUCAAAGAUAAUUAGAAAAUGCAUGAAGCAUAACUCAAUAUUGUUACGUUAUGAGAUGUAUGAGAUAUCGUCUAAAGCUGCAAAGUGUUUCAGAAAUUAUUAAUUAAAUCAUACGUAGGAAACGCUUGGGCACUUGCCUUCACUGAAUUUAAGGGUGUAUAUAUAAUUAUUUUAAGAUUAUAGAUUUAAUGGAUAGAAUUAUGUUAUCAGAAAAUAACUGUAAAUAGUCAACUCCGUUUAUUAUUCCUACACUUCUUUUUUAAUAGACUUUUGAAUAAUAAACGAGAUAGUUCACGAAA